CAUCAGUCGCUCAGACCUCACUGCAAUAUCAAUAUCUUUACGUUCUCCUAAGAAAGCAAUCAAGAAAAAAUCACCAUGAACUUCUACAAGAUCUUCGUUUUCGUCGCCCUCAUUAUGGCCAUCGCCAUUGGACAAUCGGAGGCUGGCUGGCUGAAGAAAAUUGGCAAGAAAAUCGAACGCGUUGGCCAGCACACUCGGGAUGCCACAAUCCAGGGACUGGGAAUCGCUCAACAGGCCGCCAAUGUUGCAGCCACCGCCCGAGGUUGACCACGAAGAUGAAUUAUAAUUAUUUAUUAAAAAACUAUUUAUUACACUGCUCUAUGUAAAUAAAACCAUUUCAAAAACGGA
This is a messenger RNA of Drosophila erecta, 348 nucleotides long. Its product is annotated as cecropin-A2. NCBI's taxonomy places the organism in Eukaryota, Metazoa, Arthropoda, Insecta, Diptera, Drosophilidae. Bases 76 to 267 code for a protein of 63 amino acids. The record is from RefSeq and is a predicted model, not a curated record. The transcript is spliced from 2 exons. Gene Ontology annotation, cellular component: extracellular region. Gene Ontology annotation, biological process: defense response to Gram-negative bacterium; antibacterial humoral response; defense response to Gram-positive bacterium.